Messenger RNA from Aedes aegypti (yellow fever mosquito), 725 nucleotides. Its product is annotated as COMM domain-containing protein 3. NCBI's taxonomy places the organism in Eukaryota, Metazoa, Arthropoda, Insecta, Diptera, Culicidae. The coding region runs from base 67 to 603 and encodes 178 amino acids. Gene Ontology annotation, biological process: sodium ion transport. The record is from RefSeq and is a predicted model, not a curated record. The transcript has 2 exons.
AUGACAAGUUCAUCCACUUCUCCUGGCCUAUAGGAGUUUGAGAAGACUAUUUUGAUCAACAUAAAUAUGGAGCUCUCUGAAAUUGUUCAAAACGAUUUACACAAUUUAGUAAAAUUAGAUAACUCUGCAAAAGUAAUCAAUAAAGCCUUUGAAACGAUUGUAAAUUCAGGAAAAGAACCCAUCGCAGGAAGUGAGCAUUAUGCUUUGACGACCGUUCUCGUGUUGGCAUGCAAGUACGAUUAUGAUGAUCAUCAACUGCGGCAACUACUCGAGACGUACAUCCAAAAGUCAGAUGUUGUGGAAAAGAUAGUAGCAAAAUAUUCAUUGUUUCGAGAUACGUAUACCCCAAAGAAUGCAGAAUACGGCAUCGCGCUGCCUCAUGUAACCGAUGCCAAUUGGACGCUCCGAUCCGAUUUAUCAUCAUCCAGUCAUUCGGUUUCGGCUGGAAAUCUAAGUUUUAGUAUCGAACUGGAGUCGUUCAAUCGGGAGAGCAAUGAAAAGGAGCCCGCCAUUCGGUUUACUUGUACACCAGAAGAGUUGCAAUUGUUUAUCAAUAAACUGAAAGACAUUGAGCUGAAUUGUGAUAAACUCACAAAACAGUAAAGUAGUAAUGGUUUCAUUUUUUAUAGUUAGAAAUCUUCUUAGAAAAGAAGAGUUCAAGAAAACAAACUUAGUGUUUGAAAAGUAAUAAAAUUUGCCUUGUGCGAUACAUGUUAUCCUCUAAA